GCCUCCGGGGCAGCUGCAGCACUGGGAACGCACUUCCGGGGACGCUGAGUGGGAGAAGCUUGGGGCGGCUUCGGGGUGCGGGCGACUCCGGCGCUCCGGCUGUGGGGAGCAGGUACUGGUAGGUGUGGUCAAGACGGAUAGGAUUUCGGAGUCUUGCUCGAAUCGUUGUGGGCCUGGUGUCACGACCCUAAAUCAAGAGGAGACACUGAGAAAGGCCCAGAUUAUCUCUACUCUUGUUCAUAUGUGCAUGUCUCUUCUAACUUGACUAAAGCUACUUUAGAACUAUAAAUACCUCAAAAGGUUUGACUGACAGUACUACAUAAAGCCUGCCUGCCAUGGGCUGUCGGGAUGUCCAUGCAGCCACAGUCCUGUCCUUCUUGUGUGGAAUCGCCUCAGUAGCAGGCCUCUUUGCAGGGACUCUGCUUCCAAACUGGAGAAAAUUGCGACUGAUCACAUUCAAUAGGAACGAGAAGAACCUGACUGUUUACACAGGUUUGUGGGUAAAAUGUGCCCGGUAUGAUGGAAGCAGCGACUGCUUGAUGUAUGACACUACUUGGUACUCAUCAGUUGACCAGCUGGACCUACGUCUCCUCCAGUUUGCGCUGCCCCUCAGCAUCCUGAUUGCAAUGGGUGCCUUGCUGCUCUGCCUGAUUGGAAUGUGUAACACAGCCUUCAGAUCUUCAGUGCCCAAUAUCAAGCUGGCCAAGUGUCUGGUCAAUAGUGCAGGCUGCCAUCUGGUGGCUGGACUGCUGUUUUUUCUGGCAGGUACUGUGAGCCUUUCUCCAUCCAUCUGGGUCAUCUUUUACAAUAUCCAUCUGAACAAGAAGUUUGAGCCCGUUUUUACAUUCGACUAUGCAGUGUAUGUUACUAUUGCGAGUGCAGGGGGUCUGUUUAUGACUGCACUUCUGCUGUGUAUUUGGUAUUGUGCAUGCAAAUCUUUGCCUUCUCCUUUCUGGCAGCCACUGUACUCCCAUCCUCCCAGUAUGCACACUUACUCACAGCCCUAUUCAGCACGUUCCCGCCUAUCCGCCAUUGAAAUUGACAUUCCAGUAGUUUCACACACUACUUAAUCGGAAUGUAAUUAGCUGUUUAAAUUUUUUCUUGUAGCUUUCCAUUUUCCCUGUGUAAAGAGCCUUUUUGGGCUAGAAUAAUUUUUCUUUGUUUGUUUGUGACUAGUCACUAGAGCCAAAUUAGUAUGUCCUGAUAAAAGGAAGUGCUGCUAGUUUUUAUGAGGUGUAAAUUAAUUAUUUUAAAUGUGAAACAUUCCUUUUAUAUUGCU
This is a messenger RNA of Dipodomys spectabilis (banner-tailed kangaroo rat), 1279 nucleotides long. It is a transcript of the gene Cldn12, whose product is annotated as claudin 12. The coding region runs from base 336 to 1070 and encodes 244 amino acids. Gene Ontology annotation, cellular component: plasma membrane. The record is from RefSeq and is a predicted model, not a curated record. Lineage: Eukaryota; Metazoa; Chordata; Mammalia; Rodentia; Heteromyidae. The transcript is spliced from 3 exons.